UUUUGGGGGCUGGCGAUGCUGCUCGCAGACACCCUGGCGCUCGUGCUCCACCCGCCGCCAGUCGCGCCGCGGUCGCGCGAGGUCGCGGUCGCCGCGGUCGCGCACGGCAGCGGCAUGGUGGGACCGCGGUCGUACGGCCCGUAUGACAAGCUGUCGUACGACAAGCAGUCGCGCCGUAGCAGUCGCGCCGCGGUCGCACCCACCAUGCUGCUGCCGUGGGAGGGCAAAAGCGGCCUCGACGUCAGGCCGUAUGACAAGCUACUCAACAAGGCAGCGCCCGUGGUUGUGCCUCUCCUCGUCGGGUAUGGAUCCAAGGUCUUCAAGCCGCUCUACUCGCUGGCCGACAAGGUCCGCAACCGCAAGGCCGACACAGAAGCGCGCCAGGCAACGUCCAAUGCGUACAAGCCGUGCGUGGUCUUCUCCUCUCGGACCAUCAAGGACGAGGCCGCUUACAAGAGCGCCUUCGCCGAGUACGCGGAGGGCGCGAUGGCUGGCUCGGGCGUGCGCGCGUGCUUCAGCUUCAUGGAUCGCGACAAGGAGAUGACGGCGGUGCAAUUUGCGUGGUACGACUCGGCCUCUGACCUCGUGCCGGAGCCGCCAGCGCUCAAGGAGUGCUACUGCGGCACGGUCGCGACCGACUACACGCAGACAUGGGGCAAGUGGAAUGCGGACUUCAAGGCGGCGCUGCAGACGGAUAUCUGCAAGUACUCGUUCGUCGAGGAGGUGCGCGGCUUCCUCAAGGAGCCGACCGAAGCCAACGCCAAGGGGUUUGCCACCGGCGAGCCGCCGAUGAUCUGGAUCUCGAAGCGCGACAUCCUGCCGGGCCGCAUGGAAGCGGCGGGGAGCAGCUUCCAGUGCGGGACCGACCGCAUGUACACGGCUGCGCCGGCUGCGCUGGGCAUCUGCGAGUUCACCGACCCGGUCGACGAGAACGCCACCCUGGGCGCUGCCCGUGUUCCACGACUACCACACGGGCAUUUAGGCGCACUUCCCCCGUGACGUCGCCCAUUCUCUUCCUCAUGGGGUUCAACCUCAUCCCGGAAUGGGUUCCGGGCCCUUUCCCUCCUGGGUUUCUCCUUUCUCUUCGCAGAUUGGUACACGCCCUACAUCUUCGAGUCGGAUGCGCUCAUCGGGCCGAAGCCGGAUUUUGGAAAGGGCUUCUGAGCCAGCAGACAAGGUGUGGUUUGCGCUCCUGGUGCGCCGCAAUGCCAUCCGUUGGCGCGUUGGCGCUGUUUAUAGGGGCCUAGAGAACCCCCCCCCCCUCUCCUUUUCUCCUCUCUCUCAGUGUACGUGCUUUUACGAGUGAGUGUACGUCUCUCCCUCUAGUGUACAGUACCUUUAGCUUACUGGGUCAGG
Emiliania huxleyi CCMP1516 is the source of this 1356-nucleotide messenger RNA. RefSeq lists its product as hypothetical. Lineage: Eukaryota; Haptophyta; Isochrysidales; Noelaerhabdaceae. The transcript has 3 exons. The coding region runs from base 16 to 999 and encodes 327 amino acids. The record is from RefSeq and is a predicted model, not a curated record.